This is a messenger RNA of Syngnathus acus (greater pipefish), 2890 nucleotides long. RefSeq names its product myosin-2 heavy chain, non muscle-like. The coding region runs from base 141 to 1166 and encodes 341 amino acids. Lineage: Eukaryota; Metazoa; Chordata; Actinopteri; Syngnathiformes; Syngnathidae. The transcript has 11 exons. The record is from RefSeq and is a predicted model, not a curated record. Gene Ontology annotation, biological process: spermatogenesis.
AAGCCAGUCUGAAGCAAAGUCUCGUGACGUCCUGCCGUGCACACCUAAACCGGCGUGGAUAUUUGGAACAGGAAGUGGCACAACUAAAAGCGGAAGUUGCGCACUUACAGCUGGAGCUUGCAGACAGGCAAAAGGGGUGCAUGAAUCUCCUCCGCCAGUCAGAGGAGGCUCUCCAGGAAGCCAGGCAGGAGGCCGCAAGAAGUUGCAGAGAGGUGGGCGUUCAGACGCAGGAGGUACGAAGACUGGAAAACGUGAUACGCAAAGAGGAGGAGAACCUGAAAAACGCUCACAGGGAGAAACAGAGUCUGAGCACUCAAGUCAGGCAGCUGAGUCAAGAGCUUGAGGACCUGCAUUGCAAACACCAAACAACAGUGGAGGCGUUGACAGCCCGUUCAGAAGAGGCAAAGCGCAUGGUGGCCUGUCUGAAUGAGGAAGAGCAAGCAGGAAACAAAGCACGUGUCAUGGCUCAGAGACUGGAAUUGGAGGUUGCAGAACUCAAGAAGAAGGCUGACGUAGCGAAAAGGGAUUCACAAGCCCAGGUGGACACGCUCCAGUCCAAGUUGGCCGCAUUAUGUUCAGACAACGACAACCUUCGCCAUGAGAGCCAGCUCGUCGUGACUAAUCUCAAACGAUGGAUCACUGAGCAAACAUCAUCUAGCAAAAGCCUUGCACAGCAAAUGAAAACUCAAAGCCAAGUUCUGCUGAACGUCACGGAAGACAAAAUACAUCUUCAGGAGGCUAAUGACACACUGAAGGCAGAGGUGAAGCGACUGAAAGAAGUGGUGGCAGGGCAGGAGAAAGAGAUGGCAAGCAUCAAGGCCCAACUCAAGGACCUGUGUGAACUUCGAGAUAAGAACAUCCUAGAUAAGGAGACUUGCAUGGCCCUGAAUCUUGGCAGACUGGCUGACAUGCAGACCAGACUGCAGGGCAACAUGGACGCCAUCAGUCUGCUAAAUCAACAAUUAAACGCUCUGAGCGAGGAGAACAAGCACUUGCGUUGGCAGCUGGAGGAAGAGAGGAGCAUGUGCACACAAGUAGAGUACCACCGCCCUCAUCCUCCCACCUCCUCACCAUCUCCCGUCGUUCAUCCCUUCCACCUCACUCCUCCUCCUCCCAACCUGAAACAAGCGACAAGGGGCAUUGAGGGCAUCUAUAACCCAAGGUAGUCUUGCUCGCCAGUGGCACCUUGUUAACGCUUGAUAUUCUGACCAACAUCGUGUUUGGAGUGAGAGACAAGCAAGUACACCACUGAUUUCCAUUGAAUCUCCACUUUUUGUAUUCUCCGAUAUUUAAUCACAACGGUAAUAUGACAUGAUGGUGGUAGCACUUGAAAUAUUUUUUGAGACGUUACUUUGAGAUGUAAAUUGAAUACUGUGCAAAAAUGUAUGAUGAGGUUUUAGUGGAGUUAGCAGGUGUAUCCAGAACUUGGCCUUUUUCUUUUCUCUAGCAUUUUUUGAUCAUCAAACAGUCCCAAUGAAACGUUUGGUCAAAGGGCAUCCACUCUUUUUCUACAUAAAUGAAGUCCUAUCUAGCUCACUCAUGGUUUCUUGGAAACGAGUGGCCAUCUUUCUCAAUUGGUUCACCUCCCUUAAUUCCCCCAUCCCCUUUCCGAGCCCACCAGCGGCCGGCCCUCUCCAAUCUCCUUCCCCAUGUAAUCUCAGGGUGCACAGGGCUGUUUUCAUUAUGGCACCACUCAUCUUAUCGUCCACCCUGUCAUCUCCUCUGUCUCCUGUCUUUUUUUAUAUGCCUUUAUUCUAACAAGUCUGCGUCUCGGAAGCCGGCAGCGGUCCACCCCUUUUUCAUUUCCCUAAUGUUCCCCACCAGACACACCCUUGCCUCCCCCUAACCCCUAAUUUCAUUCCCCUAACCUGGUCGCCAUCAUCAUCAUGAUGUACAGCGCACACCCCAGAAAGCCCCGCUCCCUCCCCUCGCUCAGUGUGUGUGUGUGGUGGCUUAUGUGUUUCACUGGCCUUUUUAGUCUGCUCCAUAUCCGUAGGAAAAAUAGAAAUAAAAGAGAAGGAAGUAAAGAUGGACAGAAAGCGAGGAAGGCAGUCAUUGGGGCCGAGGUGAGCCCUGAAUCUCCUUGCUUGCUUUAAUCCCUCAUUUAUGUGAACUCAGCUUUGGAAAUGAAGCUGUCACUGUAUUUUACUUCCUUUCAGCCAGCCGCUGCUAUAAUCACAAAGCACACACACAUGCACACAUGUGCGCACAGGCACACACAUCAGGCCACAAAAUCACUCAAGAGAGGUGGAAAUUCAUUCCAGAGGUAGAAGCAAGAGGCUCACCUUGUCUCCUGCACGGUGAAUCUUCGGAUAUGUUGGAGACAGAGAGGAGUUAUGGGUAAAAGCAGUGGUGAGGAAUGAUAGGCCACAAUCUCUGACUUUAAUCUGAAUUCGGUGACACAUGCCAUUCAUUUCAGACUAAUAUUCUCCAGUGCACAUAGCCUAUGUCGUCUUUUUAUUCAUUUUUAAAUUGGAAAACUCUGUAGUAUGUGUACUUUUCUAUGCAUGCAAAAACGAAUAUGUAUUUGUUUCCUAUGUGUUGGUAAAAUGAGUGUAAUAUUUAUACGUACAUGUAUUCUUCAGUUUAGCAGUAAGUAUAUGAUUUUGUUUUAAAACCUAUUUUUAGCCACCUUUGCAUCUGUUGACUGACUUGUCCGUAAGCGUUACUAGUUGUUUUUGACAGUAUAUGAGAAUUAAAUAGAAGAUCAUAAUGUCCUGUUCAAAAUAAUAAGACUCAUUAUUAUUAUUAUAACAAAUUUUAAUUCGGAAUUUGACUCCAAAUGUAAAUUGAAGGACAUAAAGUGCAUUAUAACAUCCAUGAAAAGGGUCAAGUUGCAUAUAGACCAAAGACUUGCACUGCCAUCUAGUGGUUGUGUGGAAGUCCUCAA